This is a messenger RNA of Arachis ipaensis, 1147 nucleotides long. RefSeq names its product NDR1/HIN1-like protein 10. Gene Ontology annotation, biological process: defense response to other organism. Gene Ontology annotation, cellular component: plasmodesma; plasma membrane. The record is from RefSeq and is a predicted model, not a curated record. Lineage: Eukaryota; Viridiplantae; Streptophyta; Magnoliopsida; Fabales; Fabaceae.
UUCUCCCCUCAUUUGUCAUAAACCAAACACACCUUAAUUAUUAUUCUUUCCUACAAAUCAUCAGCAAACCAUGUCUGCGAACCAGCCACAGCUCAACGGAGCCUACUACGGCCCCGCCAUCCCCCCUUCUAAAUCCUACCACCGUCCGGGACGCGGCGGUGGCGGCCUCCUCGGCUGCUGCUGCGGCUGCAUCUUCAGCCUCAUCUUCAAGCUCAUCCUCAGCAUCGUCAUCAUCAUCGGCAUCGCCAUCUUCAUCUUCUGGCUCAUCGUUCGCCCCAACGUCGUUAAGGUCCACGUCACCGACGCGUCCCUUACCCAGUUCAACUACAGCGGCAACACCUUAAAUUACAAUCUUACCCUCAACUUCUCCAUCCGAAACCCAAACAAGAAGCUCGGCAUCUACUACGACUAUAUCGAAGCCAGAGCGCUGUUUCAGGAUUCUAGGUUUGACUCCGACCUCUUGCCUACCUUCUACCAGGGGCACAAGAACACUACCGUGCUGGGCCACGUGUUCGAGGGCCAGCAGGUGGUGCCUCUUAGCACCGACCAGGUUUCCGAGCUAAACAAGGAGAACAGCAAAGGAGUUUAUGAUAUCCGAGUGAAAUUGUAUUUGAAGGUGAGAUUUAAGCUUGGUGCAAUCAAGACCAAGAAGGUCAAGCCAAAGGUUACCUGCGACUUGCAGGUACCUUUGACUUCUUCCAAAGGUGUUUCCUCUUCUGAUAUCUUUCAGACCACCAAGUGCGAUUGGAGUCGCUGAUUGAUUUAUUAAUUAGUUUUAUGCUUUUGUUUAGAAAAAUGCUAUAUCAGUAAGUAUAUACUGUAGACAAUUAAAUUAAUAACUGCAGUUAAACGCAAACGAUCUCUUCGUUUAAAUCCAGUUAUUGAUGUAGUUGUCCAGUCUAUAGUUGUUAAUAUAGCAUUUUUCUUUUCUGCAUGUAUAUGCGUUUGGCAGUGUUGCCUUGUGUUUUUCGCCUUCUUGUUUCUUAGACGGGAUAUUUGUUCAUUGUUUAUUUGGACAUAGCUAUACAUUAUAGUCAUACACCUUGACUUAUUCAAGGAUUUUAUUACACUAUGUACGUUUAUUUUAUUUUAUUUUUCAUAUCCUUCGGUUCCAUUCAGUGGAGAGGAUUUUUGGCAUUAUUAUACA